Molecule: messenger RNA, 843 nt
Organism: Colias croceus (clouded yellow)
Lineage: Eukaryota; Metazoa; Arthropoda; Insecta; Lepidoptera; Pieridae
Gene: kri
Product: uracil phosphoribosyltransferase homolog
Exons: 4
Coding region: 91-762 (223 amino acids)
Source: RefSeq, a predicted model, not a curated record
GGUAAAAACAUUCCCUUGACAGAUUAUUGUGCCCUGUGAAAUAUUCAACGUUGUAUUUUCGUAUUUUCACGUUGACCAAUUGAUUCUAAAAUGGAUAUAAUUGACAACGAUAUUAGGCAGUGGGAUGCGAAUGAUGUGAAGGAACAUUUUGGCGACAGUUUAACGUUGCUACCAUCCAACGACAAUAUCAAGGAAUUGCAAACCAUUUUGCGUGACAAAAACACCACUCGUAGUGAUUUUAAAUUCUAUGCCGAUCGUUUGAUACGUCUAGUCAUUGAGGAAAGUCUGAACAAGCUGCCAUUCACCGAUUGUGAGGUGAUCACACCAACAGGAGCUUUAUACAAAGGUCUGAAAUAUGGAUCUGGGAACUGUGGGGUGUCUAUUGUACGUUCCGGAGAAGCUAUGGAGCAGGGUCUCCGUGACUGCUGUCGCUCAAUUCGCAUCGGCAAGAUCCUGGUAGAGAGUGACAAUGACACUCAUGAAGCUCAUGUGGUGUACGCUAAAUUCCCUGAAGACAUCGCUAGACGACAAGUACUCCUCAUGUAUCCUAUUAUGUCAACUGGCAAUACUGUUAAACAGGCGGUAAAUGUCCUCACACAACAUGGUGUGAAAGAAGAAAGUAUAAUACUCUCAAAUCUAUUCUGCACCCCUGCAGCCGCACAAGCAGUGGUUGACUAUGUACCAAAGAUGAAGAUCCUAACCUCUGAACUACACCCUGUUGCUCCAAAUCAUUUUGGGCAAAAGUAUUUUGGGACUGACUGAUGCGAGGAUGAGGAGGCAUAAACUAUUUACGAUUAAAACCAUAGUGUUUUGUUUGUUGGCAAGAAAUGUUUUGAACAUGUG